Molecule: messenger RNA, 2995 nt
Organism: Polistes dominula (European paper wasp)
Lineage: Eukaryota; Metazoa; Arthropoda; Insecta; Hymenoptera; Vespidae
Biological process (GO): regulation of transcription by RNA polymerase II
Cellular component (GO): nucleus
Molecular function (GO): protein binding
Source: RefSeq, a predicted model, not a curated record
AAUUUGUCACGAGAGCUUUGAAACAUUUCUUUUUGCUAUUAUAAAUGAAAAAUCAAUUAUUAUUUUGGACAAAAAGAAAACAACAGAAUUAAACUACGUAUUGUAUCAGACGAAUAAAAUAAAACAAGAAUGUGUGUGUGAAAAAUAUAGAGAAGAACAACAUUAGCUUGGUGUACGCGUGGCAUCCAAAUCCGAAAAUAUCCGAUCGACGAAGAGGAAAAGUUUCGAGGGAUUACAGUCUUCUAGAAUAAUGGGCGAGAAAACGUUCAAUCUUACUUGGAACAAUCACCUUGCAAACUUGUCAGGUUUGUUCGAGGGUCUUUACAAAAGUGGCUCCCUCACGGAUGCGACCUUAGCUUGUCAGGGUGGCAUGUUAAGGGCACAUAGGCUUGUUCUGGCAGCAUGCAGUCCAUACUUCGAAAGAGUUUUCAAAGAACAUUAUGGAGAACAACCUAUUCUCAUACUCAAAGGUGUUGCAGUGGAAGAAAUGGAAUGUCUUUUGGAUUUCAUGUAUCGUGGAUCAAUCGACGUAGCCGAAGAACAUUUACCAUCGUUGAUAAAAACAGCGACAGAUUUGGAAAUACGUGGUCUAUCGGGUGAUCAAAGAAAUCAGGAUAACAAUCGAAAUUCUUAUAACAGAUUAGAUUCAUCGAGAACUCAACGAUGUCACAUAGAAGCAAGAGUACAUACAACCGAGUAUAUAAAAGAACCAUCGGUUAUUCCUUUUUUACCAAAACAAUCGUCGGUUGAAUCGUUGGAGGAUAACAUCAAGGUCGAAGAGAUCGAGGUCGAGGACGAUCCUAUGGUCAUGGACGGUCACGAAGAUACAUACGACGAACCAUUACGAUCAUCCGGAACGCAAAUCAGACGUAUACCACCACCAAUGUAUAAAAGAGAGACCAGAUACAAGGGACAAAAAAGAGUAUCGGUAGGUCGUAUAACAAGAAAUAGUGAUCCAUUAGAAAUCAAACCAAAGGAUCGUUCAACUUUAAGGGACGAUGAUAGAGAUUGGCGUUACGAGGAUGCGAGUAGUACUGUAAAAUCAUUCAACAAUGGUUCUAUUGAUCCAACGGUACCAGAUAUUCAAAUGAAUGAUGAUUUGAGAGAACGAGAAGAAAAUAUGAUAUCACCAAAGAGCCCAGAAGAAACCUUGAGAAUAGGUGUAAAAAGAAAAGCAGAUAUGAUUACAAAACGUGGUAGUGGUAGUAAUGGUAGUGCUAAUGGUGGUAGUGCUAAUGGUGGUGGUGGUGGUGGUGGUAGUGGGGGUGGUAUAAACGAAGGAAGGGAAGUUAAAAGUUCAUUAAAAUCCGAACGUGCACAAUACAAACCUUUUUCAUGCGACCUUUGUAUAUUGGCUUUUACACGAGCAUCACAUUUGGCAAGACACAGAAGAGUUCAUACAGGUGAAAGACCAUUUGCGUGUAACAUAUGUCCAAGAAUGUUUGCAAGACAAGACAAAUUGAAACAACAUUUGGAUUCUCAUUUACAAUCAUCCAAAAAAAAGACCAACUUAAAUUCAACUCCAACAAUUUCUACGCCAUCUUUACCGGUUAAAGGAAAACGUGGAAGACCCAGAAAGGUUAACACCGAACAAACGGCCAUGCAGGAUUUUUUAAAAUUCGGUGAAUUUAGUUCGUUACUCGACAAAUCGCAAACCAAUGACGUUGGUUUAUGUAAAAACGAUGAAAAUUCUAGCAAAACAUCAUCGUCAACGAGUGCUACAACAACCAUGACGUCUACGACUACGAUUACCACGGAUCUUGAUAAAAGGGGACACAAUCGGGAUGAUUUUUCUAAACAGAGGGAUCUUCUUAACGAUAGCAACAAAGAUAAGGAAGAUGAUAAGGAUAAGGAUAAUUAUGGGUGUCAGGUUGAAAAUGGUCAAGAUAUCGUUUAAUGUAACUUGACAAUGUUUCCAUAGUUUUCGCUUUAAUCAAAAGUAACUUUUCUCUGUUUAAAGUUAUGAUCAUUUAUAACGUAACAUAAGGUAAUUCUCAUUUAUUUAUUUAUACAAAAAACAAAAAAAAAAAGAAAGAAAAGAAGAAAAACCAACGGAAAUUUUUUUGCACAGAUUUAAUUAUUAAUUAAUUAUUCUUCCGUUUAUUCACGUAUAAUUGUACCUGAGUCUGAUUAACACUGACGGAUUAUGUGCUAUAUACAUUUUUAUUAAGAAUUAUUUGCAUAAAGAAGAAAGUAUUGAUAAAAGGAGAAAAUAUAAAACAUAAGUUUGAUUUUUUAUUCAAGGAAUAACACUUUUAAAAAGUGAUUUUGAUAGGAUCAAAAAUUUAAUACGACAUUCAAGUAAAUACGAAAGGGGAAUGUUCGUUUUAAUUAUUAAUAAUCGUAUUGUAUUAGGAUGAUUAGAAUGAAUUAAUAUAAACAAGAUUGAAGAUUCGAAUUUAACGAUAGAUGGAAAAAUAUAAUUUAAUUUAGGGUUUCUCAAAGUUUAUCCAUUCGAUUAAACUCCCUUCUUCAUUUCUAUGGUUCAAUCUUUUCGUUACACUGUGCAUUAAUUUUAUACUAUUUUUAUUUUUAUUAUAUUAAACUUACACACAUGAUUAUACGUUUAGUUUAGAAUUCAUUUUGGUUUAUCUAAAGAAUUGAUUAUUUUUAUUUCAAAUGUUGACGAACCCCAUUUAUGGACCAUACACUUUGAGAAAUUCUGAUUUUAUUUAUCAACUCCAUCAAUUUUAUUCGUCAUUCGUUGUUUUAUACGAUUACCAAAAAAAAAAAAAAAACUAAUAAACCUAUUAACUUAACACUUAAAAUGCAUACAACGGUAUUAUAGAUAACAAAAUACGUUUACCAUAAAAUAUUUAUUAUGAAAUUAGGAACGUAAUGCUUUUAACGAUACCCCCUCCGGAUCGUUUAAAUAAUUUAUAGAUAUUAUAAAAUACGUAUUGCAAAAUAUGUGCAAAAUUGUUUACUUAUAAUUGGUGAACUCAAUGAUAACGCAUUGUUAACCAAUUAUUUAUGUUAACAAAAAAUAUUAUAC